Letharia lupina is the source of this 714-nucleotide messenger RNA. RefSeq lists its product as uncharacterized. Bases 1 to 714 code for a protein of 237 amino acids. Gene Ontology annotation, cellular component: EMC complex. The transcript is spliced from 3 exons. The record is from RefSeq and is a predicted model, not a curated record. NCBI's taxonomy places the organism in Eukaryota, Fungi, Ascomycota, Lecanoromycetes, Lecanorales, Parmeliaceae.
AUGCUUCUUCCACACCUCCUCGUAUCUCUUCUACCCACCCUCAUAUCCGCCGCCACCCUCACGCUCUCCGUCCCGCCCCACAUCCCCGCCCUCCCUCCCUCGACCAGCGCAAUCCUCACAACGCACGGUCAGCGCAUCAAAGUGCCCGUAACGCGCAGCAACACCUUUGUCUUCCGCAAUCUUACGUCGCCCUCUACUUCAGACCCUGCAUCCUCGGGUUCGGAAAGAGGGAUAUCGGUCUCGUAUCUGCUGGAUAUAGCGUGUCGCGACUACGAUUUUCUCUCCUAUGGGGUGGACGUUAAGAGUGGUGGGGUUGUGCAGGUGUAUAGGGUGAGCAGGGGAGGCAUUGUGACGGGUGAGAAGGUUACGGUUGGUGAAGAGCCGGUGGAGGUGAGGGUGUUGAGGGGUAGGGAUUAUUAUGAGGCCAGGGCCGGAUUCUCGCCCCUGGACCUACUUAAGAACCCUAUGAUCCUGAUUGCGGUGGUGGGACUGGGCUUCGUGGUGGGCAUGCCAUACCUGAUGGACAGCAUGGAUCCGGAGAUGAAGAAGGAAUUUGAAGAACAGCAGAAAAAGAGCAUACUGAGUGGUGGAGCGAGCACGGCGAAUCCUUUGCAAAAUUUUGACAUGGCGGGUUGGAUGGCUGCGAAGACGUCCGGGAAGGGUACGGAGACUGGCAAUGAGGGAAGUGGAAGGGAUGUGAGGAGGAGGGGAUGA